UGUCAGGGUGUUGUCGUAACCCACGGUACCGACACGAUGGAGGAAACGGCAUUCUUUCUUGACCUGACCUUACGCACGGAAAAGCCAGUUGUAAUGGUAGGGUCUAUGCGCCCGGCCACAGCAAUUAGCGCUGAUGGCCCAAUCAAUCUGCUAGAGGCUGUUACUCUGGCAGCUAGCCCAACUGCAAAAGGGCGCGGGACAAUGAUUGUCCUGAACGACCGUAUCGCGAGCGCCUACUACACGACCAAAACCAAUGCAAACUCGCUUGAUACCUUCAAGGCUGUCGAACAAGGCUAUCUUGGGUUCUUCGCGAACAUCAAGCCGUUCUUCUAUUUUGAGCCUAGCCUCGCAAUGGGCAAGCCUUACUUCGAUAUAUCCGCGACUGCUGUCGACGCCCUGCCCCAGGUCGACAUCCUCUACGGCUACCAGGGUGCAAACCCAGCCCUUGCCGAGGCGGCCGUCGCAACGGGAGCCAAAGGGCUGGUCCUUGCCGGUGUCGGCUCCGGGUACUGGACCGAUGCAGGCAACGAGGCGAUAGACAGGGUCAUCCGAGACCACGGCACCGCUGUUGUCUACUCGAGGAGGCCCGGGGACGGGUUCGCCGAGAGGACCGGCAGCGCCUCGACGUACGGGUCCGGCCUGCUCAACCCACAGAAGACGCGCAUCAUGCUGCAACUCGCGUUGAAUGCGGGCUACGGCAUAGAGCAGCUCAGGAGCGUUUUCGAGUUUGAGCUUCAUUGA
Molecule: messenger RNA, 741 nt
Organism: Microdochium trichocladiopsis
Lineage: Eukaryota; Fungi; Ascomycota; Sordariomycetes; Xylariales; Microdochiaceae
Product: Asparaginase/glutaminase
Exons: 1
Molecular function (GO): asparaginase activity
Source: RefSeq, a predicted model, not a curated record